Messenger RNA from Patella vulgata (common limpet), 1148 nucleotides. RefSeq names its product mediator of RNA polymerase II transcription subunit 29. Gene Ontology annotation, cellular component: mediator complex. NCBI's taxonomy places the organism in Eukaryota, Metazoa, Mollusca, Gastropoda, Patellidae. Gene Ontology annotation, molecular function: transcription coregulator activity; transcription factor binding. Gene Ontology annotation, biological process: regulation of transcription by RNA polymerase II. The record is from RefSeq and is a predicted model, not a curated record. The transcript is spliced from 4 exons. Bases 80 to 583 code for a protein of 167 amino acids.
AAAUGACUUUUCAAGAAUAUAAUAUUGUUUUUUCAGCAUCGUAUAAAAAUCACAUGGGACAUCAGAGUAAGAAUCAAAAAUGGCCACCCCCAUGCAAGUUCAAAAUCAACAAGGUCCUCCUCAACAAGCUCCAAAUCCUGCGCAAGCUGCACAACUUCAACAUGCAGAAAUUGACCCAGUCGCCAAAUUUAAAAAUUUGCUACCGAGAUUAAAAGAGAGCUUAGGCAUUUUAUUCAAGUCAGCUGGAGAAGUAUUUCGUUACCAUGCAACACAAGACAGUGGAACACGGCCUGGUGAUAGUCCUCAACAGAAAUUUGAAAAAAGUUUAGAAGAAUUUUACGCCCUGUGUGAUCAAAUAGAGAUUAAUUUGAAAUUAGCUCUUGAGAUGCAUUCCCAUUUCUUAGACAGUAUGAGAUACAGUCCAUUUCCUGUUGUUUCAUCAUUCAAGAUGGAUACCCAACAAGAAGGUUUUCAUUAUCCCCAGUAUUUGUUAACUGUUCGAACUCAGAUAAACUGUGCCACAGAAAUACAUGAUGUUCUCACAGAAUUUGCUACAAAAAUGGCUGAUCAACCUACAUCAUGAGUAGUAGGCGGCACAAAAUUUUAAGGAACAGACGUUAAGAUGAUGUUUAUAGACUGAACUCAAACAUUCUUGAUAAUACAAGGCUGCAAUACAUCAACCUACAUCAUGAGUAGUGUGGAAGUAGUGUGGUGUGCAGGAGGCAAAAUUAUAAGAAAAAGACAGACAUUAAUAUGAUGUUUAUAGAUUGAACUCAAACAUUCUUGAUAAUACUGUAAUACAAGGCGGCAAGUAAAGAUGAUGUUUAUAGAUUGAACUGAAAUAUUCUUGAUAAUACAUGGAUUGGCAAGAUGAGGAAUCCAGCAAUCGUUAAACUCAUUUUGCAAAAAUACAAAAAGCAGACUGUCCUUGAUGUAUCGUGAGGUUCUACCUUUUCUGUGUGAAACGACUGUUAUUUAUGGAUCAGUUUUCAUUAGCCCAGUCUGUGCAGAAAAGUAGUCAGUUAAACCCCAUUCUAUUUCAUUUCCUUAAUGUAUCUUUAAAUUAAGGUUUUGUUAAAGGAGCUGUUUCGGGUAUAUUUUUAUUGAAUAAAAUAUGUUUUCUGUGUAAAAGGACCGUCCUUUAUGUA